UAGCGGCGGACUUUGCCGGGAUCCAAGAUGGCGGCGGCCGUGGUCGGAGUCUCCUUGAGGCGCCGCGUCCCCGGGCCGGUGCUGAGGGUGGCCGCGCUGCAGGUCUGCCGCGGGGCACAGACAGCAGCUGCUGCAGCUCCCGCUCCCCAGACAGAGCCACGGAUCAAGAAAUUUGCUAUCUACAGAUGGGAUCCAGACAAGUAUGAGGACAAGCCCCACAUGCAGACCUAUGAGAUUGACUUGAAUAAGUGUGGGCCUAUGGUGCUUGAUGCUCUGAUCAAGAUAAAAAAUGAGAUGGAUGCCACCUUGACCUUCCGUAGGUCAUGUAGGGAAGGUAUCUGUGGCUCGUGUGCUAUGAACAUCAGUGGUGGCAACACCUUGGCCUGUACUAAAAGAAUCGACACCAACCUUGACAAAGUCACUAAAAUCUACCCUCUGCCCCACAUGUACGUGGUGAAGGAUCUUGUUCCAGACUUGAGCAACUUCUAUGCACAGUACAAAUCCAUUGAGCCUUACCUGAAGAAGAAGGAUGAAUCCCAGCAGGGUAAAGAGCAGUACUUGCAGUCCAUAGAAGAUCGCCAGAAACUGGAUGGGCUGUAUGAGUGCAUUCUGUGCGCCUGCUGCAGUACCAGCUGUCCCAGUUACUGGUGGAACGGAGACAAAUACCUGGGCCCUGCAGUACUGAUGCAGGCAUAUCGGUGGAUGAUUGAUUCCAGAGACGACUACAGAGAAGAGCGGCUGGCACAGCUUCAGAACCCAUUUUCCCUCUACCGCUGCCAUACGAUCAUGAACUGCACAAAGGCCUGCCCCAAGGUGCGUUCCCCCCCAACCCUUGCUAGGGCAACUAGAAAGCAUGUGCAGACCAUGGUUUGAACCCUGGAAAAGCAAUUGCUGAGAUCAAGAAAAUGAUGUAAACUUAAAAAUAGAAGGCAGCAAGUGCACUAUGCCAUUGCCCAGUCAGGGCUCUGACACGCACAUACCAUACCGAAGUGUAAUUUGUAUCUGAAAUCAGAGGACACGGUUCCCACAGGGCUUGUUUUUUUCACUGCUGUGCAUGUACAAUAAAUGUUAUUAAGAACAAGCCACUGGUGCCUGCUUUCAUUAACAGAACUGAACUAACUUUCCCUUCUUCCCUUCUGUCUCUUGGCUGAACAGGUAAAUUCCAACUGGAAUCUGAAGCCAGUUGUUUUUGGUGUGUGCAGCUUACAGAAGCACUAGAGUUAGACUUUGCUCCCACAUUUUGCCCACCCGGUGCCAGAAGCUGUCGGUUCUAGCCUGACACCAAAGCAGAAAUAGUUCAAAGAUGCAAUUAAUCUAAUAACAUUCAUUUUGGUAAUAAAACCACUGCUUGGGUUAAAGGCGAGGUGCAGAUCUUCAGGGAGGGGGUGUGUGUGUGUGAACAGAAAUGAAGUAUGUGAAGAUUCACCAGCCUAGAGACUUCUUAGGUCCGGGGGAAGACUCUUCACUGAUUUCAGUAACUAGGUUAAACCUGGGGUGCCCGAUGCAAGCACAGGAAAGGAGUGGAAGCACAGGAAGUAAACACCAUUUCCCUUUAAACAUGCACGCGGCGUGCUUGUUUAAACAUGUUGCAGCACAUUGCCAAAGAAAAGAGGCAGCAGGGAGGGGACUUUUAACACAUCACUGCCCAUAUAUGAAACAGUCAUUUCUUGUUAAAUCUCUGAAGUAUGUACGCUAUAAUAUGAAUUACCUGUUUCCUCCAGUCUAGUCCAAGCUGAUUUUGUGCCCCAACAGGCUUACUGAAAUAUAGUGCCAUCAACAUAGGGUGCCGGGAUGUCAUUCAGACCGGUGCAGGAAGAGGUUUGCUUGCUGCUGUUCUGCUAAGAGGGACAUCUUGAAUACGCUGGAUUCAGCCCCAUUUGGGUGGUGUAGCCUAUAAUCCUCAGUUUGUUCAACCUCACUGCAGACCAUACUUUAAAAGAUGAACAGAUAACAGUAAAAUAUAUAUAUAUGUUGACUUCCUGAAUUCAAGCAGGUGAUUGUGAAAUGGCAGCAAUGGUGAAAUAAAGAUAACUGAAAGAACCAA
This is a messenger RNA of Gavialis gangeticus (Gharial), 2044 nucleotides long. It is a transcript of the gene SDHB, whose product is annotated as succinate dehydrogenase complex iron sulfur subunit B. The transcript is spliced from 8 exons. Gene Ontology annotation, cellular component: mitochondrial membrane. The record is from RefSeq and is a predicted model, not a curated record. The coding region runs from base 28 to 873 and encodes 281 amino acids. NCBI's taxonomy places the organism in Eukaryota, Metazoa, Chordata, Crocodylia, Gavialidae. Gene Ontology annotation, biological process: tricarboxylic acid cycle; respiratory electron transport chain; aerobic respiration. Gene Ontology annotation, molecular function: electron transfer activity; 2 iron, 2 sulfur cluster binding.